GGUUAUUUGUGCGUCAGCCUGAGCUUCCCGUGCGACUAGUGAACCAGUUCCAGUGCCUCUUUCCCGCUCUUUCCCUGAGGUAGAGAAGAAGCUGCUGCUGUAGCCGAGCGCUCUCCGCCAUGUCCCGCUCCAACAGGCAGAGGGAGUACAAAUGUGGGGACCUGGUGUUCGCCAAAAUGAAGGGCUACCCCCACUGGCCUGCUCGGGUUGACGAAGUCCCAGAACCCAACGCAAAGUCAUCGGCUAAUAGAUAUCAAGUGUUCUUCUUCGGCACGCAUGAAACAGCAUACCUUGGUUCUAAAGAUAUCUUCCCAUAUGAGGAAACUAAAGAGAAGUUUGGCAAGACAAACAAGAGGAAAGGGUUCAGCGAAGGCCUUUGGGAAAUUGAGAAUAACCCCACAGUGAAAGCAUCUGGACACCAGCCGUCACGAAAAAGAAGCUCUACCACAAAAGCUGAGCGUGGAGGUGGAGCCAAAAAUAGUGCAAAGGCAGCCAGAAAGAAGAACCUUGAAGAGGACGAAGAUGCCGAUGCAGAAGAGAAAGAGGAAGCAGAAAGCGAGAAGAAAGGGAAUGCAGAGGGCAGCAGCGAUGAAGAGGGAAAACUUGUGAUAGAUGAACAAUCCAAGGAAAAGACUGACAAGGCAGCAAAUAAACGGAAAGCAGAGGAUACUGCAGAGAGCUCCCCCAAAAAAACAAAAGUAGAGGAUGAUCAAGAGCCAGAGAAAAAUGAAAAAGAAGAUCCCCAGCCGGAAGAGAGCGUGCAAAUGCCAGAUUCAGAUAAAGAGAAGGAUAGUGAACCCCCCAAACCAGCAAAGGAAUCUGAGAAAGAAGAAAAAGUAGAAGAGAAGCCAGUUGCAGAGAAAGAGACUAAAGAGCAACAGGAGAGCCUGUAGCCGAUGUCCUCGUCGUCGUUGUCAUCAACCCCUUCCACCUCCUGGCUGGGCUGAAUUCAUUCAUCGUUUUUAUUAUACUCCCGGGAGCUUUAAAAAAAAAAAUAUGGUAUACAUGAUAAUCUAUCCAUAUCUACAACCCUUUUAAAGUCAAUCUCAUCACGGAGACCUUUCAAACAGCAUCUUGGACUCUUAUUUAAAAAUAAAAGGCUUCUUAUGGCAUCUUGGGACUCUGAUGCAACCUUUUUGCCUUUUAAUUCCCCCUCCAAUUUCCGUGUUUUGCUGCUUUCUUUGCCAGUAUAAAAUUGUUCAAUUCCAGUUCUCUCUGUGCUCAGUGAUUUCAGAUCAUCCUAGAUUGCUCCCUAUCCAUGGUAAUUCAUUUAUAAAAAUUUUUUUUUUUAAAGAAAGUCCUUAAGGGCCCAUUCUUAAUCCAGUCUGUUUGUCCUUAAUCUACGGAUGUGCAGUGAGCAAAAUGGCUGGUUCUAUAUCACAGGGUCUGUUGCAAACUUUUAACAUUAAGACAGAACUUGCCUAUUAACUCUUAUAUGGUCUAAUUGGUGUCUGUUUUAGCAGCUGUUUCUAGCAAUGAAACUGGACAGAUAUUGCCUUUAAUUCAGAGGUUGCAGCAGCUUCACUUCCCAUAAUGCAUCAUAGCAAAUCGAGGAAGACUUGUCUGCAUCAGGUGGUAACAAUAUGAAAAUGGUAUCUCUGUGGGCAGCACCACUAUUGUGUUUUUUUUUUUUUGCAUCAAGAUUUGGCAACAGUCUAUUUUUUAUCAUGCUUUAAUAUUUUAUUUUCAUUAGUGUUAGUCACGGCUUUCCAGAGACUCUCUAAAAAGCUGAAGAGCAAGUCCUCCGUUAUGUAUGCAUAGGGUUUUUCCCUUUAGAACUGGACAUAUUUAUGUAGAUAUUGUCUUUAUUGUAUAAAUCAUGCCCUCUCCGAUGGCUUUAAACCUUUCUACACUAAAAAAACACUCUGCAAA
Messenger RNA from Xenopus laevis (African clawed frog), 1872 nucleotides. It is a transcript of the gene hdgf.S, whose product is annotated as heparin binding growth factor S homeolog. The record is from RefSeq and is marked predicted. NCBI's taxonomy places the organism in Eukaryota, Metazoa, Chordata, Amphibia, Anura, Pipidae.